AUUGGAGGACCGGUGGCAGGGGGCGGAGAGCUCUGGUCUCCCGUUUUGGGCGGGAGUUGAAACCGCCACUGCUGCCGACAAGAAUUUGAGAGCUGCGAGUUUCCAGCCUUGAGGGAGGCAUGGUGCGACCUGUGAGGCAUACGAAACCAGUCAAUUACUCACAGUUUGAGGACUCUGGCAGCGAUGAUGAUUUUGUGUCUGCAACUGCACGUUUAAAUAAGAAAUCCAGAAUGACACCAAAGGAGUCAAAACUAGAAAAAACAAAACCUAAAUUGAAAAGUCUCCAGCAAGAAGACAUUCCACUACAAGAGAAAACCCCUAAAAAAAGGAUGGCUUUAGAUGACAAGCUCUACCAGAGAGACUUAGAAGUCGCACUAGCUUUAUCAGUGAAGGAACUGCCAGCAGUCAUCAGAGAUGUGGAGGAGUCUCCAAAUAAACGCAUUGAAAAACAUGGCAAUAAUGAAACAGAAAGAAUGAAUAAGUCUCCUCAUAUCUCCAAUUGCAGUGUAGCCAGUGAUUAUUUAGAUUUAGAUAAGAUUACUGAGGAAGAUGAUGUUCGUGGUGUUCAAGGGAAAAGAAAAGCAGCAUCUAAAGCUGUGGUACAACAGAGGAAGAUUCUUUUGGAAGGCAGUGAUGGUGAUAGUGCUAAUGGCUCUGAACCAGACUUUGCCAUUGGUGAAGAUUCUGAUGCUGAUUCUGAUUUUAAUGCGAGUGAAGAUGAUGAUGAAGACUUCACUAUGAGAAAAAGUAAAGUUAAAGAAAUUAAAAAAAAAGAAAUGAAGGUAAAAUCCCCAGUUGAAAGGAAAAAGAAGAAACCUAAAUCCAAAUGUAAUGAUUUGGUGACUUCAGUAGACUCUUCUGCAGCUGCCGUCAAAUCAGAAUCUCAGCCCUCACCCAUAAAGGUGUCUCUUCCUUCAGAGGCCGCCAGGAAACCAUUACAGAUGCGCAGUCCUUCAGCUGAGAGCAAGAGACCAAAGUGGGUCCCACCAGCGGUAUCCAGAAGUGGCAGCAACAGCAGCAGCCCACUGGCAGGAGUGUCUGUCAAGUCCCCAAAUCACAGUCUGCGCCUUGGCUUGUCCAGAUUAGCUCGAGUUAAACCUUUGCAUCCAAAUGCCACUAGUAGCUGAGCGUGGGAGAAAUGUUUGAUUGAGAGAAUCACAGUUUUAGAAGCAUGUUUGUAUUUGCUUUGUGUUUAUAUUUGAGGAGGACAUUGUAAUAAGAAGGAUCCUUUAAGGUCAUAUAAAUUAUAGUCGUCCCUUGGUAUCUGUGGGAGAUUGGUUCCAGGAACCCUCAGGGAUAUAAAAUCCGUGGGUGCUGAGUCCCUUCCAUGUAUAAAAUGGCAUACUACAGUGAGUACAGUCGGCCCUCCGAAUCCGCGGGCUUCUCAUCCGCGCUGAUACGGACGGCUGACUGUAUCUCUAUCUAGUUUGUGAUUAUGUUCUCCAAAAAGCUGUUCAAGACUUCAGUAAGAGGUUGGUUUACUAAGAAUUAUCUCGUAAUAUCAUUUCCUUCUGAAGAGUAUAUUCUGUUUUACUUAUGUAUUUGUCAUUGUCAUUAAGUGGUUGUCAGUUUGACGUGGAGGAAGUGCACGUUACAUGCUGUUCCUUUCUAGUGACAUGAUGCUCCUUUGUAGCUUUGUCUAGUUUAUGGCACCUUAACUUUAACUGUUCCAAGUUUAUCUGGCAAAAGGAAACAUUCCCAUUUCUUCCAGAAGACAUUUCUAAAAUCUUAUAAGUUAUUUAACCUACAUUGUCAGUUUAAUUCAUAGAUAUUUCAUAUUUUAGCCAAAUAUUUUUAUGUUAAGAAUUCAGAAUUAUCUUCCACAUUAAAAUGAUUGCUAUGCUAUGGCGUAUGUCUCCUACUUAAAAGUAGAUGGUUAAUGUAUAGCAAAUAGAAUUUCGUGACGUUUUAUGAAGCCCUCAUUGUCAAAACAUUUAAUAAAAGUGGAAAAGUUUUGAUAUGCUUUUUUCCUUGAAUCAAUUGUAUCCAUCUGUCUCUGACUGUCUACAUUUCAUGAUAAAAUGAGUGCUUUGCAAAAAGCGUUAGCCUUUCUGUUGUAAAUAUCAAGGGGGAGAGCUGUUUCUGAAGUCACCACUCUCUGCGGAGCCGGUGCAGUAGAGGAUGGCCGACGGACUGGGUCCUCAUUCUAUAAGAUAACGCAGCUGUCAGGAACCCUAGAUCUGAAUUCCUUGUGAAUGAAAAUAGUAAUAGAUAGUUUAUAUUUACGGUUAGAAUUUCAACCAGCUGCUGAUCACUUUUUAAUAAAAAUGCUUCAAAUCAUGUUAACCAUUCCAGAAAUGUAUAAUACUUACUUCUUCUUGGUUCAUGGAAACAUCUAUGUUACUGUGAAGAUGCGUAAUUUAGAAUUAUGA
Molecule: messenger RNA, 2372 nt
Organism: Equus quagga
Lineage: Eukaryota; Metazoa; Chordata; Mammalia; Perissodactyla; Equidae
Gene: RAD51AP1
Product: RAD51 associated protein 1
Exons: 9
Coding region: 120-1127 (335 amino acids)
Biological process (GO): double-strand break repair via homologous recombination; interstrand cross-link repair
Molecular function (GO): double-stranded DNA binding; single-stranded DNA binding
Source: RefSeq, a predicted model, not a curated record